AUGGCUACAGCUAGUGUGCAAGAAUCUGGCCUGUUGAUACUCAACUUCGCGGACCGAGGAGCUCCAAAGUGGCUCGGCGGGGCGCAAACAGCCCAGAGGACUUCAGAGGCGCAACGGGCUGGACACUUGGCGCUGAGAAUCAUGAGUGGCUUUGCGGGGUCAGCAGAGGACCAGGCCAAGGAGCCAAGUGUUGGUGACGGGGCUGUGGGCAUGUGA
This is a messenger RNA of Colletotrichum abscissum, 216 nucleotides long. RefSeq lists its product as uncharacterized. The transcript is spliced from 3 exons. The record is from RefSeq and is a predicted model, not a curated record. The coding region runs from base 1 to 216 and encodes 71 amino acids. NCBI's taxonomy places the organism in Eukaryota, Fungi, Ascomycota, Sordariomycetes, Glomerellales, Glomerellaceae.